Molecule: messenger RNA, 888 nt
Organism: Psilocybe cubensis
Lineage: Eukaryota; Fungi; Basidiomycota; Agaricomycetes; Agaricales; Agrocybaceae
Exons: 1
Coding region: 1-888 (295 amino acids)
Molecular function (GO): hydrolase activity, acting on carbon-nitrogen (but not peptide) bonds
Source: RefSeq, a predicted model, not a curated record
AUGGACAGCAAACGACAUCGUCUGGAGUCCUCCAGUGCAGGAGUACGGCCCAUCGCUCAUGCGCCCUUUUCCGUGAUCUCUUCAACAAUCAUAUUGGCAGCUUUUGCUACUAUUCUUGGAACGUUUUUUUGGUCUCUUAAGUCUGAUACAGGUCAUGACAGAUUGACCUUGCUAACCGACCCACUGGAACCUGAUGCGAUAUCGAAAAAGGACAUUCUUUCGCGCUGCGCUAGUCUCCAAGUUAUUCCGAGCCCUCCAGCUGGCUUUCGCUCAAGGGAGAAAUCUGAUCGGUUUGAGGACGGAACGAAUUCGACUUGGAUUCGAAAUGCUGUCAUUUUCACGGGAAAAGAUAACGGAACGGAGAUAAUCCACGGGGAUCUUCUCCUUCACAAAGGGAUUAUCAAAGGCAUAGGGAAAAUUUCCGGUCGCGUUCUUGAUGAUAUUCCGAAUCUUACAGUCGUGAAUGCUAGUGGUGCAUGGAUCACCCCUGGAAUUGGUACUGUAACGACCAAUUUUAAGAAAUGCGUAUUAUUGAUUUAUUUGUACAUGGCAGUUGAUUUGCACAGUCACCUUGGAGUUCUGAGCCUUCCUAUUCUCGGAGGUAAAUUCAUAUUUGUUGCUCUCGUUAUCUGCCCUGACGUAUUCUUCACUGUAUUAGGCGCUGUAGAUUUGAAUACUCAGAAAGGGCCUGUCGCACCGUGGCUGCGAAGUGCUGAUGGUCUUAAUACUCAUGAUGAAGCAUAUCAAUUAGCUAUUGCUGGAGGAGUCACCUCCGCACAGAUAUUGCCUGGAAGUAGCAAUGCCAUUGGUACAUUGUGCCCAAUUUGUUCAUUAAAACGUCAAUUUACUUUUGAGAGCAGGUGGUCAAGCCUUUUUUAUAAAGCUUAG